AUGCCUUCCGCCGAGCCCAUUCCUGAUGCCCAAAUCCCUAGUCCGCCACCAGACCUCUCCAACAAGCUUCCUAAACUCGUGCCUCGACGCAAGCAAGACAAGUCAAAUGAGCCUCCAUUAAAUCCUCCACCACCGACUCCUGCCCUUCCUGCGCCGCCAAACAAGAAAGACGUCAACUUCCAACACCCCACACGUCGUAUUCUGUCCAAGGAAGAUCAUGACCUGUUCCUGAAUUCACCCGCAUAUGACUUGAUUACCGCCUUUGUCUUUGGUCUUUCCGACUCUGUUCGUCAAACAACCGUCACUUCUGUCCAAAAGGCCCAAAGAAUCCCUAUCAUCGAUACAAUUACAGGCAUAUUAGAAGAGGCAGAGCAAACAGUUGCAGAAUGCCCUGCCGAAGAUGCUGGUGGCUCUCGCUUCGGUAACAAGGCUUUCAUCACAUACCUUGACAAGAUCGAGACACUUCUCAAAUCAUGGCACGACAAGCUUGGUAUAACAGAUGCCGCCGCUCGAGAUGAAGUAUCGACAUACAUCUUCCACUCCUUUGGCAACAAGACUCGAAUCGACUACGGCUCUGGUCACGAGCUCAACUUCCUCAUCUGGUUGCUGUGCUUGAAUCGCCUAGACCUCCUCCCCCAGUCCUCCUUCCAACAAAUCGCCCUCAUAGUCUUCCCUCGCUACCUUCGCGUCAUGCGUGUCGUUCAAUCUACAUACUAUCUCGAACCCGCCGGUUCACAUGGCGUCUGGGGUCUCGACGACUACCAAUUCGCCCCCUUCCUCUUCGGCAGCGCCCAGCUCGUCCACCACCCUCACAUCCGUCCCAUGUCAAUUCACAAACCCCUCAUCCUCGAAGAGUGCUCCAAAGACUACCUCUACCUCGAACAAGUCACCUACGUCAACAGCGUCAAAAACGUCGACGGCCUCCGCUGGCAUUCCCCCAUGCUCGACGACAUUAGCAGCGCAAAGAACUGGGAAAAAGUUGAAGCAGGCAUGAAAAAAAUGUUUGUCGCUGAAGUCCUGGGAAAGCUUCCUGUCAUGCAGCAUUUCUUGUUUGGAGGUCUCGUACCUGCUGUUGACGGUAUGAGUACAGAGGACGAGACACAUGUUGCUGGCGAAAUGGAAGAGACUGAAGGUGGACAAGGUCAGGUUGCCCCCAAUGGCGGUAUGAAGCACGUUCAUGACCAUAGCGGCAAGACUUGGGAUGAUUGCUGUGGUAUCAAGGUCCCUUCUGCUAUUGGUGCCAUGCAAGAGAUGAAGAAGCGCCAAGGUGGUGAGACUUUGAGGAGAUUGCCCUUUGAUUAG
Molecule: messenger RNA, 1302 nt
Organism: Aureobasidium melanogenum CBS 110374
Lineage: Eukaryota; Fungi; Ascomycota; Dothideomycetes; Dothideales; Saccotheciaceae
Product: Phosphotyrosyl phosphatase activator
Exons: 1
Coding region: 1-1302 (433 amino acids)
Biological process (GO): mitotic spindle organization
Cellular component (GO): cytoplasm; nucleus; protein phosphatase type 2A complex
Molecular function (GO): protein tyrosine phosphatase activator activity; peptidyl-prolyl cis-trans isomerase activity
Source: RefSeq, a predicted model, not a curated record